CGGCGGCCCCGCGCGAGCCGGGCGGGGCGGGGCGAGCGAGGCGCCGGGAGCGGUGCAGCCCCGCGAGCGGUGCGGCCCGGCCGGCCCCGGCGAGCCCCGGCGCGGCGGAUCCCGCACCCCUGUGGGUCAGAUGUCGUGAACCCUUUCUGGGCUGAGCUGGUUUAUCAGUGCAUCGGGCACCAUGGAGCACCAAGUGUCCAUCAUGUCUGACUGGGUCCUCCUCGGGCUGAUCGCAGGGCUGGUGGUGCUGCUGCUGUUGACAGUCUUCGGUUUCGUUGUCUACUCGGGGCUCUUCACAGAGGUGGUUGUGAGUGCUGGCUCCCCACCCGUUGGCAACAUCACGCUGGCCUACAAGUUCAGGGUGGGCCCAUAUGGUGAAUCUGGGCAGCUCUUCACAGAUGGCUGCAGCAUCUCUUCCAAGCUCUACUCCAUCGGUGUCUACUACGACAACCCUCACACGGUGUCUCCGGAGAAGUGCCGCUUUGCCAUAGGCCGAAUCCUGAGCGAGGGGGACGCAAAGCCCUCGGAAGAGCAGAUCAAGCGGUUCCUGAAGUAUGGCUUCAAGAUCUUCUCCUUCCCUGCUCCCAGCCACGUAGUCAUGGCGACCUUCCCGUUCACCACACCGUUGUCCAUCCACUUAGCAGUCAACCGUGUCCACCCAGCCCUUGACACCUACAUCAAGGAGAGGAAGCUGUGUGCCCACCCCCGAAUCGAGAUCUACAAGGAGGACCGCAUCUACUUUGUGUGUCCCCUCGCCCGCCAAGGGGACUUCUACGUGCCUGAAAUGAAAGAGCUGGAGAGGAAGAGCAGGGCUGCUGCAGCUGAGGCUGAGGAUGCCCAGACAGACAUCACAGGGGCUGACACCAUGAGUGAGACUAGCUCCAUCAGCAUAGAGGCCACAACUGACAGCAGAGACACCUCAGUGGCUACCUCCAUCCUGCUGCCCUUCCCAGCCAGCCGUGGCCGGGAGGAAGUGGACAACCGCAGUGAGCACAGCUACAGUGAGUCAGGAGCCAGCGGCUCCUCCUUCGAGGAGCUGGACCUGGAGGUGACCGGGGACGGGGAGGGAGCCCCAGGCCUGCUGUCUGACAUGGGCUAUGCAGGCAACCAGGAAGUCACAGACAAGUGGACCAAGGAGCCCAUUGCUGCUGAGAGAGGAGAAGAGUGAAGCAGGGGCCUGGCUGCCUCGCCUCCCACCAGGGUCUGAGUUACUGGCAACUGGUCACCUUCCCCACCUCCUUCUUCUCCAGCCAAGAGAUUUUGGUUGCUGAUUCCCCCUGGGACCUGCUCUUCUUUGUAGAAAGGGUGCUAGACUGUUUUGAGGAUGCCAGGAAGCAGUGUGGGGGGGGUCUCCUGCAGCACUCAGUGGCAUGGGGUAGGUGUAGGCUGGGGUGGGGCAGCAAAAUCCAUUUGCUGUUUGUAUGUCUCUAGAUGUGUCGCAAAUUCCUCACAGAGGUCUCGGGGGAGAGGUGGUGGAUGGCAGAGGUGUUCCCCCUAGUCUCUGCUGGUGCCCCUCUCACCCACAGCUUCUCUGUGCUGCACUGCCACGUGUUUUCUAGCACCAAAGAGCCGUGAGUAGGGUUGGUUGGGUUUGUUCCCCUCUUCUCUUCCCCUCGCUGAAAAAUGGAAACAUCCUGUGUACACUUGGUCCUCCUGGCACUGCCAUGGAUGCUUUUGGGGUCUGUAAUAAAGUGGAUGCUUUUCCUC
Molecule: messenger RNA, 1707 nt
Organism: Apus apus (common swift)
Lineage: Eukaryota; Metazoa; Chordata; Aves; Apodiformes; Apodidae
Gene: TEX264
Product: testis expressed 264, ER-phagy receptor
Exons: 6
Coding region: 182-1168 (328 amino acids)
Biological process (GO): protein-DNA covalent cross-linking repair; reticulophagy
Cellular component (GO): endoplasmic reticulum membrane; autophagosome membrane; replication fork
Source: RefSeq, a predicted model, not a curated record